AUGCAUGUAGUCACUCCAUUGUCAUCUGUCAGAAAAGUUCAGGACUGUGCCAAAUGGGUCGAAUGCUCUUUGUUCAAACCUUCUGGCUGGAAUGCCUUUAACCCCAUUUCAUUUACUCGGUUAAAAGUCGGUAUCCGAGUCUGUAAUAAAGUUGCAUUACAUUGCACUGUUAUCUUUGAUGCGGGAGAUAUUGCUUUUCCGCCUGAUUUGAUUGUCCAUGAAUUCAAUGUACGAUUGCUCGAUAUCAAGUAUCUCGUCGAAUGGGAUGCACAAGAUGAAUCAAAUCUACUCUAUGUUUUUUCAGAAGUUCGCCAACAGUUUAUUAAAUAUCAACUUGAACAGUUUAUGAGCUCCAAUGUCGAAAGACUUGUAUUUGAAAUAGGAUGCAUAGCCCAUGUCGAGGAUUUGGAGCUUCUUGUAGAAACAAACAGCACCAGUUUGCGCAAAGAAUAUCAUGUAUACGUGCCAGUUUGCUACCAUGAAACAUUGGCGGAUCUGGAUCUAAAUGAUCCACCUAAACGUAAGUUUGUUAUCGACACUUUGUUGGAAUACGAAAAGCUGAGUAUUCUAUAUACAGGCGCUGUUUUAUAUGUAAAGUAUGACAUGAACCAAGAUAACAGCGCUGUAAAUACAAUCACUCGGGAAUUUCUGUCUCUAAAAACAAUGAAACCGGAUACGACAAUCAAGCUGCCAUCGUGUGACAAGGACACCUUGAUUGUGGAUUACUUGGCACAAAUACAAGAUCUUCUUCAGAAAACACAGAGUAUACGACUCAAUAAUCAUGCGGCUCGCGAACGUCUAGUGCAGUGUCUUGUCACAGAGUUUGCAGAGUAUGUCCUUGAAUACGAUGAUGUGAAUUUCUCUUAUGUUGGAUUGUACAUCAAUGCAUAUGCAACGAGUGAAACCAAACAGAUUUGUGAAGUCGUUGCAGGGGCAGUAGUGAAUGUGCAUAUUUCUGCAUUGUAUCCAUUGGAACCCAUUGUAAUUAUUCUAUCAUCACCAACAAAAUUCCAGUCAUCCGACUCAUAUAUUCCUGAAUCUCGAGAGUGGAAGUUGCCAUUUACAAGAGAUAUGCAGCCAGAAGAUACAGUAUUAGCCAUCAAGAAACAAGUGGCAUAUAAUGCGAUUACUAGCGAUCCCAUACACGCCACGCCUGGCAAUGAAGAAAUGCUGACAGCACCAGAAGUGGGAUUGGUACUAUUGGACACAGCAGUGCUUCCAGAAAAGGGAGCAGAAGAAAAUAUUGAAGGCGCAGGAGAUGAAAGUGUUGCAGACUCUGUAGCCGUAGCUGUAGCUGUAGUAGAAUGGACGCAUACGCCUGGUGCAUCAGAAAUGUCACCAAGUUGGCAAGUGAGGCCAAAGAAGCAGCGUGGGUUUGUUGGCAUGAAUCCUCCGCAUGAACCACCAAGGAUAGCAACAGAACCGCCGGCUCGAACACACAGUCCUGGAGACUCGGCACCAACACCGUCAGGACGAGCACAGAGUAGACCAGAGUUGCACUCGAUGGGAUUGUUGGGGACUUGA
Molecule: messenger RNA, 1524 nt
Organism: Batrachochytrium dendrobatidis JAM81
Lineage: Eukaryota; Fungi; Chytridiomycota; Chytridiomycetes; Rhizophydiales
Exons: 7
Coding region: 1-1524 (507 amino acids)
Biological process (GO): double-strand break repair
Cellular component (GO): BRCA1-A complex; BRISC complex
Source: RefSeq, a predicted model, not a curated record